AUGUCCGUGGAAGAGCCUGUUUGGACAAAAGUGAAGAGGAGAGAAGGAAAAGUUGAAGGCUGUUGUGGGAGGCUAGGAAAGUAUGAGUUGUGUCAGCAAACAAAGGAAGGGAAAUUCCAAGGCAUUGUCAUCCAGUCACAGUGGCCACCUGGACAGACCAGUUGCUGCGUGUUGAGGAUGCAGCUUGAUCUGCAGCCUGUGCACUUGGACCCAGUUCAUGGCCCACAGAACGUGGAGAUCGUGGACAUCCGAGCGCGGCAGCUGACCUUGCAGUGGGAGCCCUUCGGCUACGCGGUGACCCGCUGCCAUAGCUACAACCUCACGGUGCAGUACCAGUACGUGUUCAACCAGCAGCAGUACGAGGCUGAGGAGCUGAUUCAGACCUCCUCCCACUACACCCUGCGGGGCCUGCGCCCCUUCAUGACCAUCCGGCUGCGGCUGCUGCUGUCCAACCCUGAGGGCCAGAUGGAGAGCGAGGAGCUGGUGGUGCAGACAGAGGAGGACGUUCCAGGAGCUGUUCCUCUAGAAUCCAUCCAAGGGGGGCCCUUCGAAGAGAAGAUCUACAUCCAGUGGAAGCCUCCCAACGAGACCAACGGGGUCAUCACUCUCUAUGAGAUCAACUACAAGGCCAUUGGCUCUCUGGACCCGAGUGCCGACCUCUCCAGCCAGAGGGGCAAAGUGUUCAAGCUUCGGAAUGAAACCCACCAUCUCUUUGUGGGCCUGUAUCCGGGGACCACCUACUCCUUCACCAUCAAAGCCAGCACUGCAAAGGGCUUUGGGCCCCCCGUCACCACCCGGAUCGCCACCAAAAUUUCAGCUCCAUCGAUGCCUGAAUAUGAUACAGAUACCCCACUGAAUGAAACAGAUACGACCAUCACGGUGAUGCUGAAGCCUGCUCAGUCUCGGGGAGCCCCCGUCAGUGUUUAUCAGCUUGUGGUGAAGGAGGAACGGCUUCAGAAGUCACGGAGGGCAGCCGACAUCAUCGAGUGCUUUUCGGUGCCAGUGAGCUACAGAAACGCCUCCAGCCUGGAUUCUUUACACUACUUUGCUGCUGAGUUGAAGCCUGCCAACCUGCCUGUCACCCAGCCAUUUACAGUGGGGGACAACAAGACAUACAAUGGCUACUGGAACCCUCCACUGUCUCCUCUGAAAAGCUACAGCAUCUACUUCCAGGCACUCAGCAAAGCAAAUGGAAUGGACUUCUUUUUCCCCAACGCCCUCCUUAAAAAGGAGCGCAUGGCACCUCACAUUGUGCUUCAGAUAUAG
This is a messenger RNA of Phacochoerus africanus (Common warthog), 1266 nucleotides long. Its product is annotated as receptor-type tyrosine-protein phosphatase T-like. Lineage: Eukaryota; Metazoa; Chordata; Mammalia; Artiodactyla; Suidae. Bases 1 to 1266 code for a protein of 421 amino acids. The transcript is spliced from 7 exons. Gene Ontology annotation, molecular function: protein binding. The record is from RefSeq and is a predicted model, not a curated record.